GUUUUUUUCUGCAAUAUUUUGGAUGCAGAUUUUAAUUUUUUAUUUUGUUUUAAUUUGUGAUAUAUCUCAUAACUUUUUCUCGAGAAAUAUAACGUUUUAGGGGACACAAAAAUAACAUAAUUUCGGAUGUUUAGCAACAGGAUGCAUCGAAUUUUGUCUCGCUAAACUUUAAAAGGUACUGAACUGAAACGGUGCACCGUUGCGUAGCGGGCAAAUGGAAGAUUUUGAAUCUGACGAUAUGAUUCUUGUUUCUGAUUGGAUUAUUGAAUACUUUUGCCCCUAUAUUCUGAGACGUUUUAUAGAUAACUCAUAUUUGCUGGAUGAAGUUUCUCGAUAUCUCAUCGAUGGUGUGCUUGGAGUUAUCAGAGAUCAAAGAGAUGUAGAAAACAAAAAGGAGGCUGUUUUCCUUGCAGUUUUUGCACACUUGUCUAAUGUGCAAAGUCCAGACACAUCAGUGUUAGAAGAUGAUGCUUUUGAUGACUUUUUCACAUCAAUCACCAUGGUGCUUAAAUGCAUAGACAGACUUAAGUUGAACAUCACUGAGCAUCAUGACUUAAAUAAAGAAGCAGAUAUACUUAAGCAAAAAACUGUUUUGCAGGCAGCUUUUAUUUUGUGCAGGAAAUCCCAGUAUGACCAAGCUGAAAUGAUAACUGAGAAGCUGUCUCCUAUGUGUGAAAAUAUGGUCAAUGUCAAAGCAAAGAUUAGUAGAGUUCUUAAAGCAAAACAGAAACCACACAAAUGCCUGGAGGAAGAAUCUUUUGAAACAUACAGCGAGUCAUUUGGAAAUUUCAUGACAGCUGUAUGCAAGACUUUUAAAACCCCAAUCUUGACAUCGGUUGCGAGUGCGUUUACAAUGGAACCAUCUUGGUGCUCAAAGAGAAAAGCAGUUUCCAGCAAAAAUAUGAAAAGGAUAAAAGAAGGGGAGAACAUGAUGUCAAUCCAGACUGAAAAUGAAAAUCAUCUUGCACAUAAGCUGGAAAGAAUACGUUCAGAGAUGUCCUGUAAAUUGGUGUCUCCUAGCAAUAAAUUCACAGUGGCCCGUAGAGUGGAACAAAGGAGUGACAAAGAACCUGGUGAGUCUGAAUGUGGCACCAAAAAGACUUUAAAGAAAAAAAUACAGGACAAGUCAUCUUGCUCUCGACUGGAGAAAUCUGAAAAAAGUGAAGAUCAUGAAAAUUGUCUUAAUAGGUGUUCUUUAGAAUGUGACUGUGAAGAUUCCAGUGGAAAUAAGUCUUCUAAGAGUGAGCAAGAGACCGAAAAGUAUUACAAAAACAGGAACAAACCUGAUAGACAUUCUGAGCAGGCUGAACUGGGAAGCAGUAGUGACAACAGUUGCUGCGUUGCUGAGUCUGUUGAGAGUGGUGGCAGAUCACACAGAAAAAAGAGACAUGCCUCUGGAGAUAGCAUAGCUGAAGGCAGUUCUGAUGACGCUUUUGAGAGCCUAACCAAAAGAAUAAAGAAACAGAAGAUACUGUCACUCAGAAGACUGAGACUAAGCUUGGGCCCCAAACCAAAUAGCAAGAAACGUUUAAAAUGGACUGAAUCAGAAGAACGGGAGUUCUUCAAAGCAGUGCGGCAACAUGGAGCGGGUAAUUGGGCAUUAAUUCGGUCCCACCUCUGUACGCAUCGUUCAACCAUUCAGCUGAAGGACAAGUGGCGUAAUAUUUGUAAAAAAAAUGGGACACCUUAGGAUGCGAUAUCAUAUGCCAUAGACCAAGCAAUUCCUUUCGGUUGUUUUUUGAUGGUGGAGAAAUUUUAAACAUUUUCAGGCAAAAUGCACAAAAAAAUUUUUUUUUCUUGUUUCCUUGGAAUCUUUUCCUCUUUUGAUGAUGUAUGAAGUGAUUCUGGAUUUUUAGUUUCUUUUUUGUCUACUUUUGUUGUUGAUCCCAUGGUGACUUCUGAUGAGAAAUGUUGUUACUGCUAAAAUUAUGACUACUGCUAACAUGUAAAACAUACUUUUCAGGCAUCUUUUGGUCGUUAAAUUUAAUAUUGAUUACAGUGACACAUGAUGUUCAUGCUUAAGUUAAUGCAACAAGGUGUAUAUUGUAGUGACUGAAACUUUUCACCUAACAAAUUUCUAGAAAAAGUGUAUUUGUCAACAUACAUCUGCCAAAAGACAAAACAAAACAAAAACUAACGCGAUAUGAAUUCAUGCUGAUGGGAGUCAUGGUAUUCUGUCCUGAAAUUACGGAAACUUUGAUCACCGAGAUAAUCGCUUUUGUCUAGUAGACAACGUAAGUUAAAUGUAAAAAAUGGUUGUCGGAACGCUAACUUUAUAUUAAAUAUCUGCUAAGAAUCUCAGAAGCACAAACAGAUUUACAGAAAUAUAUAAAUUUUGCUUGAAACUAAAAGACAUUGUCCAGUCAUGACGGCCAUUUGAUUUUACUUAUUUUUUUGCUUUGUUUUGUCAUGAAACUGUUUUGUGUCGACUUUUUACACUCUCGUAACUUUGACAACAUGAUUUGGCUGAGACUGAGAGACGCGCAGUGCUUCGUGCAAACAAUGGUCUGAGACAGACGGUGUGGUCAGUGUUUUACGCUUUGUCCUUAGCUUUAUACUUUGUAAUCAUGACGGCCAUCUUAUUAUUACGGCUGUCAAGAUAAAUUGACUGACAGCUUCCACGUUAUAACUGCGUGAACGUGUGUCAAAGGUUGGAUGUUUCUACUUCGAUCAGCGGUGGUAAAACAUAUUUUUGACCGACGUAAAAACAGUACAGUUUUUGUUGUUUUAAACUGUGGGACAAAGGGCAGGGCUUUGUCCCCUAUGACGGCUGUUAUCUAUGACUGGAAGUGUAUUAGUUCCCACAUGACGACCGUCAGUGCUGAACAGUGGCAAAUCAUCCACAUGAAGGCAGAGGAGUCAAUAGUAGAUGAGUGGGAGGAGGAGGAAAAACUACAAAGAGUUGAAACGCCUUUGUGCCUGGAAGUGAAGCAGAGAUCACUCCAGGUGACACAAGGUUUUGUGGGAGCAGAUGCAGUAGGUGGCACAGGUUCUUAGUCAUGAUAAACAACAUACAGUGUUAAUUAAAUUAAUGUGAGAAAGGGGUGGGGGGGCUGGGUAUGGAUUGUUUUACUGGCCAAGCAAAUAUAACCCGUCAAAGGAGACAGACACAUGCCUGCUUAAGAAAGUAACUUUAGCCCUAGACGAAAAAUGCAUUAUUUCAGGUGUAGGAUAUGAUGAUAUUGUGAUUUCCCUGUGCUUCUUAAAACAAAAGUCAGUCGAGUUUUACCACUUUUUUGUUUCAUUAUGCUAGUGUAUUUCUGUACUCUGCUGCACUUUUUUCUUGGCAAUAUUGCAUUGCUUCACUAGUCACAAUAUUUUCUCUUGUUCGUUUUGGUCAGCAUCAGCAUCUUGUUUUUAUAUUUUCAAACAACUUCAGAUACACCAUGCAAAUCAAAUGUUAUCAUCCACAUCCAUACAUUAACAAAUGCAGUAGAGUAUUUUAGUUGUGUAAACUUUUCUGCUAAUUAAGCCUGAUGGGAGUCGUGGGACAAAACAGUUUUCUUUUUUUUAAUAUAACACUGUUAUACAUUAUGUGAAAAGCAUACAAGAUAAGUAGUGCUGUAUCAUUUUUUAUGGGUACAUGUUAUAUUUUUGGUGUUUGCAGCAGAGAAGAGCACUUGAGAGAAAAAUAUAAAUUUUUAUACCAGAUGGUUGUCGGGGGGAAAAAAAAUCUUUCAUUAAACACACUUCCAAUGCAACAGGCUGCUUCUAAUUAUUUCAUUUUGAAAUAUAUGCAUAAACAGUAUUAAUGAA
Pomacea canaliculata is the source of this 3756-nucleotide messenger RNA. Its product is annotated as telomeric repeat-binding factor 2-like. Gene Ontology annotation, cellular component: chromosome, telomeric region; nucleus. Gene Ontology annotation, biological process: protection from non-homologous end joining at telomere. Lineage: Eukaryota; Metazoa; Mollusca; Gastropoda; Architaenioglossa; Ampullariidae. Gene Ontology annotation, molecular function: telomeric repeat DNA binding. The record is from RefSeq and is a predicted model, not a curated record. The transcript has 10 exons. Bases 215 to 1690 code for a protein of 491 amino acids.